AUGCCCGAUCCAAAUGUGCUAAGAGUGUAUAAAAGCACAGGGGAAGAUGCGAACGAGAACCCGGGCCAGGAAUAUGAAUACUUGGAAGAACAUCACCAACAGGGCGAAGUCCCUAUAAAUCACUACUUACCUCCUCAAUCGUCGGGACAGCAUUCGCAUGACCAACGGCCGUCUCCACCGCGGCAACACCAGCACCCAGCUGAGGGGUCGCCACCUACUCCUGCUCAGCAGCUUUCAUCAAACAAUCCCGGUCCUUCCCGAAUACCUGGCCAACAGUCUCCUUUAUCCAAUCCGUCGCGUCACUACCAGUUCCCCAAGUUUCCCAAUGAAACACAUCCUGGCCGUUACGACCCCAGAGCCCCAGCCCAAGACACUUCACAGAGACAAAGUUCAAAUCAAUCAGACGAAAGGAGAGGACGUUACGCUAGCUACGGCUACCCAAUGGUCUCGAUGCCUGCACCCUAUAGAGGAGGCACCGUAGCACCUGUCGUGGAAGUAGAUCCGGCCGGUCGAGCUUAUUUAUCUUAUCCUGGUUACGAAUAUGAAGGCCAGAUAAGCCAAGGGAACACCCCUGGUAUGGUCAACCAACCGAAUUUUGGCGGCCGACAACCAGGUCCGCAACCAAUGUAUGAUAUGCGCGAUCCCUCAAGCUCCUACUAUAACACUUCCUUGCCUGCGAUGGCCCCACCCUAUUAUGGAUCUCCGGUGCAAUAUGAUCCAAGGAUGUAUGGUCAUGAUAUAUCGCCAGUGAGACUGUAUCCUGGGGUUCCUCAUCGGCCCCCAGUUCCACCGCUCAACUCGCGUCAAGGUAUUCAACAAUCCCAACCACGCAGAGGUCAUCGACGGCAGCAGUCUCAACCAAGCACUGGAGCAUCCAACCCGGUCAAGAUGAAAGGAGUCAAAGAUUACCCCUCUUUACAAGGACGUUUGCGGCUUCAUCCUGAUAGCCCCGGCCAGAAGGCCCUUCCCGGUUGGACUGGUAAAGUUACCACUCUAGCCUGGGAGGAUGAGGGAACCCUCUGCAUAAUGGUCGAGGCAAACGGUAUAGAAAUCUCGCGCCGCUGUGACAAUAAUAUGAUUAAUGGAACCAAACUUUUGAACUAUGCGGGUUACACCCGUGGUCGGCGUGACGGGGUCCUCAAACACGAACAGGUUCGUCAUGUUGUUAAAAUAGGCUCAAUGAACCUCAAAGGGGUCUGGAUCCCAUUUGAGCGAGCGAUGGAAAUGGUUCAGCGAGAGGACCUGCUGGACAGUUUGUAUCCUCUCUUUGUUGCUGACCUAGAGGCUUUCUUGUAUCACCCACUAAAUUUAACCAGAACGUUGCAAGUUGUCCGAGCUGCUGAGGUGAAAAAUCCUGUGUUCAGACUUUGGCGAGAAUCGAUCCCAUUCAGAACGGACUCUAGCGGCGAAAAUGAGGAAAAUACAAGCGAAAGUGGCAGCGGAAGUAGCGGUGUCACACAAAGAGACUACUAUUAUAACUAA
Molecule: messenger RNA, 1482 nt
Organism: Wickerhamiella sorbophila
Lineage: Eukaryota; Fungi; Ascomycota; Dipodascomycetes; Dipodascales; Trichomonascaceae
Product: Cell pattern formation-associated protein STUA
Exons: 1
Coding region: 1-1482 (493 amino acids)
Biological process (GO): positive regulation of transcription by RNA polymerase II
Cellular component (GO): nucleus
Molecular function (GO): sequence-specific DNA binding; DNA-binding transcription factor activity
Source: RefSeq, a predicted model, not a curated record